UUUAGUCCGCACUCACUAAAGAAAGAAAGAGCGCGCGUGUGUUGUGUUUGUGUUUCCUCAGUGUUUUUCUCUCUUGCGUGUUUCAUUGAGUGUAAACAGAGUCUUGUCUCUGUGUAUUUAAGUGUUGAGACGUUGAUGAUGUAUGUGCUGUAAAUCAGUAGGAACUGAUCUGUCCAUGCUGGAUAUAUUGAUGAUUUCAUCACAGAAAUCUCUCAGCUGAAGAAAGUUGUGGCGUUACUGGAGACAAAGCUGAGGUCAAGAGGAGAUUUAGCAAUGAAACGAGAGGGAUGUGGAUUGUGUGGAUCUUCAGUGUAUGUGACUGAUGAUGGGAGUCUGGAUUCAGUGUGGAUGAGCAGGGAUCAGAGCCGCACACCACAGCCACUGCUGGACUCUAGACUCUCUGAAGAGAAAUCCAGACACAAACAGGACUCCGAUCUCAGUCUGACUUUACUCUGUUAUACUGAGUCAAAGCCCACAGACACUCAGGACACUACAGUGUGUGACAGUAAACAGAGCUUACAGGAGGAUCAAACCUCCACAGAGUCUCUGGAUUCUGUCUGUAACGCUGGAGAACAGCAGCAGAUCCUGCAGACCACAAUGAAGAUGUGUUCAGUUAAACUCAUCGACUGCACGAACCUCAUGAUGAAGAUUAAAACUGAACCCACAGAAAUAAAAACUGAACCUACAGAAGAGGAAGAUCGCACUGAGGAAGAUGAUGAUUUUAUUCCAUCAGAUGUGAAGAGUGAUUCAUGUUUGGAUAUAGAAAUAACGUCCUCAACAUCAAAAGAGCGACUGACAGCACAAACUCUUUCCUGCAUCACCUGUGAAAAGACAUUCAGCUCACAGAGACAUUUAGAGAGACAUGAGAGAAAACACACAGAACAGAAACUCUUCACCAGAUCUGAGAUCAGCUUUACUACCUUGCAAGAGAAGAAACUUCAUUCAGAAGAGCAGAGAGAGAAGAAGCAGCAGUUUCACUGUGAGGAGUGUGGGAAGAUGUGUGGCUCUUCCUCUAAACUAAAAAUUCACAUGAGGACACACAGUGGUGAAAAGCCUUUCUACUGUACUGAAUGUGGAAAUUACUUUAAAACCAAAGACAAUCUUAAAGUUCACCAGAGACUUCAUACAGGUGAAAAACUUUUCAAAUGCUCUCAGUGUGACAUGACCUUUGCUCAGCCAGGUUACUUAAAAGCCCAUCAGAGAGUUCAUACUGGAGAGAAACCUCAUCACUGUAGUGUUUGUGGGAGGAGUUUUGGUCAGCGGGCUACAUUACUAAAUCACAAGAGAAUUCAUACAGGUGAAAAACCUUUUAAAUGCUCUCAGUGUGACAUGAUGUUUGCUCAGUCAGGUUCCUUAAAAGCCCAUCAGAGAGUUCAUACUGGAGAGAAACCUUUCGUCUGCUCUCAAUGUGGAAAGAACUUCACUAAUUCAUCUCAAUUAAUAGUUCAUCAGAGAGUACAUACUGGAGAAAAACCUCAUCACUGUAGUGCCUGUGGGAAAAGUUUUAGACAAGGGGGUACAUUACUAAAUCACAAGAGAAUUCAUACAGGUGAAAAACCUUACAAAUGCUCUCAGUGUGACAUGACGUUUGCUCAGUCAGGUUCCUUAAAAUUCCAUCAGAGAGUUCAUACUGAAGAGAAACCUUAACACUGUAAUGUUGGUGGGAAGAGUUAAUCAACAGUCAAACUUUGUAAAGCACCAAUGACCUUAAUAAAGGUUAUGACACCAAAAACUUGUAUAAAGUUUUAAAUAUUGUUAAAAAACAAUCAAUUAAAUGAUAAACUAACAAUUAAA
Molecule: messenger RNA, 1794 nt
Organism: Misgurnus anguillicaudatus (oriental weatherfish)
Lineage: Eukaryota; Metazoa; Chordata; Actinopteri; Cypriniformes; Cobitidae
Biological process (GO): regulation of transcription by RNA polymerase II
Cellular component (GO): transcription regulator complex; PcG protein complex; chromatin
Molecular function (GO): RNA polymerase II cis-regulatory region sequence-specific DNA binding; DNA-binding transcription factor activity, RNA polymerase II-specific
Source: RefSeq, a predicted model, not a curated record